This is a messenger RNA of Cuculus canorus (common cuckoo), 1130 nucleotides long. RefSeq names its product transmembrane protein 138 (gene TMEM138). NCBI's taxonomy places the organism in Eukaryota, Metazoa, Chordata, Aves, Cuculiformes, Cuculidae. Bases 495 to 983 code for a protein of 162 amino acids. The transcript is spliced from 4 exons. The record is from RefSeq and is a predicted model, not a curated record. Gene Ontology annotation, cellular component: cilium.
CACGGGGCUGAGGUGGGGCAAAGGCGCAGGAGAGAAUACAGCGUGUCCAAACCUGUGCCCGUAGCGUGGCCAGCUCAGCACUUUGGGGUUUGUCCAGCCAGAGAGGUAGCAAGGACCUGCCUGGAUAAUGAUCCCAGGAAUUGCGUGUCUCCCUUAUCCUAAAAUUCAUUCCUGUUUGUUUCCUGAGGUCAGGGUGGGAGGGCAAUGCCAAACCAGAGCCCGCUGCCUGGUGGGAAGAGUGGGGAGAUAGCUCAUUCCUGAGAGCCCGGGGUUGGAAUUGGUGGGAUUGGCUCUUGGAUUCACCCUGCUUUGGAUUUCCCAUCGGAGAAGGUUUGCGAGGUGCAGGGGGUUCAUCCCAAACCCAAUCACUGCUCCCUUUCCAGGUCCUGACUGCAGGGAGAGGCGCCACUGAGCCCCUCUGGCUCCCACCAUGAACUGGCUGCUCCAUUCCUGGGGCUGCUGGAGCUGAGGGCUCCAAAUCUCAGGACAAGAAGAUGCUGCAGACCAGCAACUACAGCCUGGUGCUGUUCCUGCAGUUCCUCCUGCUUUUCUACGACCUCUUUGUCAAUUCCUUCUCGGAGCUGCUCCGCACAGCCCCUGCCGUCCAGCUCGUCCUCUUCAUCACCCAGGACAUUGCCAUUCUCUUCAACGUCAUCAUCAUCUUCCUCAUGUUCUUCAACACCUUCAUCUUCCAGGCUGGGCUCAUGAAUCUUCUCUUCCACAAGUUUAAGGGAACGAUCCUGCUCUCGGCGGCCUACCUGGGGCUUAGCAUCUCCUUCCACGUCUGGAUUAUGAACCUGCGUUGGCGUGACUCCAGCCGCUUCGUCUGGACCGAAGGUCUGCAGACCCUCUUUGUUUUCCAGCGGCUGGUGGCCGUGCUCUACUGCUACUUCUACAAGCGGACAGCGGUGCACCUGGGAGACCCCCUCUUCUACCAGGACUCGCUCUGGCUCCGCAAGGAGUUUGCCCAGUUCCGUGGAUGAUAGCUCCUUGGGAGGAGCUCCCAAGGGAAUCUGGAAUCAGCACACGGAGUCACUGGGAAGUAGGCGGUGCGUUGGGAUCGUCCAUCCCAGCACCUGGUGGGACUCAAGUGGUUUUGUAAAUAGGGAAGGAAUAAAGUGGGUUUUCUA